AUGGCCGGGGUGUUCGACAUCGACCUGGAGACCGAGGAGGGGAGCGACGGGGACGAGCCCGAGCUGGGGGCGGAGAUGGAUUUGGAGCUGCGGGGGAAUGGCCUGGAGCCGGUGGGGCACUAUGAGGAGAUCGAGAUCUCAGAGAGCAGCGUCAACAAUGGCCCUGAGCGCAUCGGGCCCCACUGUUUCGAGCUGCUGCGCAUCCUAGGCAAGGGUGGCUACGGCAAGGUGUUCCAGGUGCGGAAGGUGCAGGGGACCAAUGCCGGGAAGAUCUUUGCCAUGAAAGUCCUGAAGAAGGCCAAAAUCGCCUGCAACGCCAAGGACACGGCUCACACCAAGGCCGAGAGGAACAUCCUGGAGGCCAUCAAACACCCCUUCAUCGUGGACCUGAUCUACGCCUUCCAGACGGGUGGCAAGCUCUACCUCAUCCUCGAGUGCUUGAGUGGUGGAGAGCUCUUCAUGCAGCUGGAGCGUGAGGGCAUUUUUCUGGAGGAUACAGCAUGCUUCUAUCUAAGCGAGAUCACGCUGGCCCUGGGCCACCUGCACUGCAACGGCAUCAUCUACCGGGACCUGAAGCCGGAAAACAUCAUGUUGAACAGCCAAGGGCACAUCAAGCUGACGGACUUCGGACUGUGCAAGGAGUCGAUCCAUGAGGGAGCCGUCACUCACACCUUCUGUGGGACCAUUGAGUACAUGGCUCCAGAGAUCCUGAUGCGGAGCGGACACAACCGGGCCGUGGACUGGUGGAGCCUCGGGGCCUUGAUGUACGACAUGCUCACUGGAUCGCCGCCCUUCACGGCUGAGAACCGGAAGAAAACCAUCGACAAGAUCCUCAAGGGGAAGCUGGUGCUGCCGCCUUACCUGACCCCCGACGCCCGGGAUCUACUCAAGAAGUUCCUCAAGAGAAACCCCAGCCAGAGGAUUGGGGGCGGGACGGGCGAUGCAGCUGAUGUGCAGAAGCAGCCGUUUUUCCGCCAAGUCAACUGGGAUGAACUGCUGGCACGCAAGCUGGACCCACCCUUCAGACCCUGCCUGCAAUCGGAUGAUGACGUCAGCCAGUUCGACACCCGCUUCACUCGUCAGACCCCCGUGGACAGCCCUGACGACGUCUCCAUUAGUGAGAGUGCCAACCAGGCCUUCCUGGGCUUCACCUAUGUGGCCCCAUCGGUACUGGAGAGCAUUAAGGAGGGCUUCUCCUUCCAGCCAAAGGUGCGCUCCCCUCGCCGCCUCAACAGCAGCCCCAGAACGCCCGUCAGCCCGUUGAAGUUCUCUCCCUUCGAGGCCUUCAAACCCAGCCUGGCGGUGGAGCCCAUGGAGCUAGGGCUGCCGCUGCUGCCGCCCCCACCAGAGGGCACGGCCCCCCUGCCCAUCAAGACGCCGACGGGCACCAAGAAGCAGAAGGGGGGCCGGGGCCGGGUGGCAAGGUAG
Molecule: messenger RNA, 1428 nt
Organism: Emys orbicularis (European pond turtle)
Lineage: Eukaryota; Metazoa; Chordata; Testudines; Emydidae
Gene: RPS6KB2
Product: ribosomal protein S6 kinase B2
Exons: 15
Coding region: 1-1428 (475 amino acids)
Biological process (GO): signal transduction; peptidyl-serine phosphorylation
Molecular function (GO): ATP binding; protein serine/threonine kinase activity
Source: RefSeq, a predicted model, not a curated record